Messenger RNA from Tetrahymena thermophila SB210, 492 nucleotides. RefSeq lists its product as hypothetical. The transcript is spliced from 4 exons. The record is from RefSeq and is a predicted model, not a curated record. Lineage: Eukaryota; Ciliophora; Oligohymenophorea; Hymenostomatida; Tetrahymenidae.
AUGGAUAAAAAACUUCAAUAUGAAAUGCAAAAAGCUGAAAAUGAGCAAAAUGAUAUGUUACCAUUUAUGGAUGAUGAAGGUGAAUUGGCUAAAAAAUGUUUAAGCAACAUAGAUUCUUGGAUGAAGGAGGAAGAUGUAGAAUUUUUUAACAAAUGCUUAAAAAAAUUAGGGUUGUGUGAAAGAAAAGGAUUAGAUGGAUAAAUAAUGCUUUAUCCAGUAAAAUCAAAAGAACGCAAAUUAGAAAAAGAAGAGUUCUAAGAAAUGAUGAGUAGAUUAUAUACUGUAAAAACUCACCAUAAUUAAUUUUCUCAUCUUAAUAAAGCUGCUAUUGAAGAAAUCGAAAAACAAAAAUAGUCUUCAAAAAAGAUGAAUUCAGUAUAUAAGUAAUAUAGUAAAAGUGUACAAAAUUCAAAAAUGAGUAGAGCAAAAGAAGGUAAUAAUAAUAUAAGAUAAAAAUAGUCAAAACUAGAUAACCAAUCUGCUCUUUAUUGA